Molecule: messenger RNA, 2442 nt
Organism: Caenorhabditis briggsae
Lineage: Eukaryota; Metazoa; Nematoda; Chromadorea; Rhabditida; Rhabditidae
Exons: 16
Coding region: 1-2442 (813 amino acids)
Biological process (GO): negative regulation of protein localization to cell surface
Cellular component (GO): Golgi apparatus; trans-Golgi network transport vesicle; membrane
Molecular function (GO): transmembrane transporter binding
Source: RefSeq, a predicted model, not a curated record
AUGGCUCCGCCGAAGCAUCAAACGGUGCUUCGCGUGGACGCCGAGUCUGGAUACUUUGAGUUUGCUGGGAGUACGAUGGAAGGCGGCUCCGGAUGGACCGAAUCACUGGAAAAGGAUUUCGACAAGGCGUUCGUUUCCCUGGAUUUGCUUCUUGGAGAAAUCGAUUCAGAUCAGGUUGAGAUCACCUACGAAGGCCGACAAAAAAUGACGUCGCUGAGCGCGUGUUUCGCCCAAAUGAUGCACAAAUGUCAGUUUAUGAUGCACACAAUCAGUAAACAGGAAAAGGAAAUGUCAGCAAUGCGAAACGAAGUCGUGGAGGCUCGAGCAUCUCGACAAAGCAUGGAAAAAGAAGUUGAGCAAUUGAUGAUCCAGGUGCAUUCCCUACAGUGUCAAUUGCACUCAAAAACCGCGCCUCAUGAGUCAGAUAUGAUUAAAAAGAAAUUGGAAACUCAACUUUCCACAUUUCGCUCGGAGCUUACGCAAGGGUUGAGCACGGUUUGUGAGCUUGAGAUUGCUAGAAAAGAUGCGGAGAGAUCCAAAAAAACGAUUCAAGCUUUGGAAACUGAAGUUUUUGGAGCAAGACUUGCCGCGAAGUAUUUGGACAAAGAGCUCGCGGGACGGAUACAACAGAUUCAGUUAUUGGGGCGGAAUAUGCGAGGUGUGGAGCACGACAGACUUUGGAAUCAACUGGAAGCCGAGAUUCAUUUGCACAGGCAUAAGACAGUGAUCCGAGCAAUCCAACAGAAAUUUUUAAAAAAUGUUCAGUUUUUUUUGCAUUCCAGAACUUUCACAUUCCCACUAAAUCCACUUCUUUCGUCUUCCUCUUUUACUAAUUCCAAAAACUCCGAAAAAAAUUCUCCCCAAUUUUACAGAGGACGGGGUAACACCAAGGGAUUAGCGGCGCCACUUCGUCACAGCUUCAAGAGUCUUCGAAAACGAAAUGGAGUGGGAAAGAGUCGAAAAGUGGUGCUCUCGAAACAUCCGCACGAGGGUUUGGGCAUCUCAAUUACGGGCGGCUCCGAACACGCACUUCCCAUUGUGAUAUCUGAAAUUCAGCCGGGACAACCGGCUGAUCGAUGUGGACAAGUUUUCGUUGGGGAUGCUAUAUUGUCAGUGAAUGGUUAUGAUUUGAGGACCGUCAAACAUCAGGAGGCAGUUGAUAUUUUGAGUGGACAGGUGCAGCAGGGAGAUUUAGACCUGGAAUUGGUGUUCGUUUGCCCUGACGAGGAUAGUGAUGAUGAUGGUACAGUAACCAUCGAACACAGUGAUGGAUCCAUUUACAAUCUCUACAGUAUGGAUGAGCCAACGUCCUCUCAAAUGACGUGUCAACAGUCGAUCAAUCGUAUCAGUGCACUGUUCAAUGGAGCAAUGACCCGAGCAUUGGCUUCAGAAGAUAAGGAUGAUUGGAUUACGCAUUUGAAGACGAUUUCCAAUUGUUUCACGAAGGUAAAGGAUACAGUAAUCUUUGAAAAUAUUCGGUUUUUCAAAAACUGGGUGUGCACAAUUGCAAUCACUGAGGAAUCGGAAAAGAAUACUGUAAUUGAAGAGAAUCGAGAAUCUAAAGAAAAAUGUAUCGAAUUGGAGGCCAAAGCAAACGCUCAUGAUGACGUCAUCGCUCAAUAUCAUCUUCUUCUGAAUGCCGAUCAUCUCAGAAAAUCCGAUGAAUUUUCGUUGGAAAUGUUUUCGAAAGUUUUUUCGAAAGUGCUCGACGAGGUCCGUUCCAAUAUGGCCCAAAUCCGUGACUACCGUAUGUUCGAGGCAAAAUACAAUGUGGAAAAGCGGAGAAACGAGAGAAUGGCUCUUCAUAUCAAUGAAAUUUCCAAGAAGAAUGUUUUGAAUUUGAUGGCAACCAGAUUUUAUGCUAGGGAGCUCGCCGCAAUGCGACAAAUGAUGGAUUUGGUGCGAAACGCGUCGAGCAUCGAAUCGGCGGUCAAAUCGAAAUUAUGGGAUGAAAUUGAAAAAGAGAAUCAAUUGUUGCGUUUGAAUACAUUGUGGCUCGUUAAUCGCAUCAACUCUUCGGAUCUCACAGGCGCCGCUUUCGAAAAUGGCGAUGAUUGGCAGAGUCCACCUCGUCUAGUGAUUCUGAUGAGAGAGCAUAUCAAUCAGGGAUUAGGAUUGGAAAUCACUGGAGGAUGUGAUCAAUUCCGUCCCGUUGUGGUCACGGGGAAAUUGAAGAGAUCCAUGGCUGAUGAUGAUCAGCUCCAUCUCGACGAUCGGAUUCUGGCUAUUGAUGGGACUUUUGUGACAAAUACUACGACUCAUGCAGAAGUUCAGAAGAUGUUGGAAAACGAGUCCGCCAAAGACUUCAUUGCUCUCAUCGUCUCCUCAUUCGACCCAACCAAAUAUCAAAUUGCUCAUCCACGUCUUCAGAAUAUUCAGAAGACGUCCAGUCCCAAUGAAUCUUCGACCCAUACUUCUACAGUAUCCGCUGAAGAACAUUAA